This is a messenger RNA of Penicillium expansum, 4764 nucleotides long. Its product is annotated as putative phosphatidate cytidylyltransferase. Bases 1 to 4764 code for a protein of 1587 amino acids. Gene Ontology annotation, cellular component: endoplasmic reticulum membrane. The record is from RefSeq and is a predicted model, not a curated record. The transcript is spliced from 3 exons. Lineage: Eukaryota; Fungi; Ascomycota; Eurotiomycetes; Eurotiales; Aspergillaceae. Gene Ontology annotation, biological process: dolichyl monophosphate biosynthetic process. Gene Ontology annotation, molecular function: dolichol kinase activity.
AUGUCUGCAGCACAGCCUUCAGCCCCUGGGCUCAAUGUGAUCGCCCUAAUCUCCGGCGGAAAAGACUCCCUCUACUCGAUCCUCCACUGCAUCCGCAACGGCCACAAAGUGGUCGCGCUAGCGAACCUUUACCCAGAACCGCAGAACAAAACCCCAAACCCAAACCAAUCCAAAUAUGACGAAGAAGAAGACAUUGAUAGUUUCAUGUACCAAACAAUCGGUCACAGCAUAAUCCCUCUUUACGAAACAGCCCUCCAAAUCCCUCUCUACCGUCAACCCAUCACAGGCGGCGCAGUCGACACAUCCCGUAUCUACGGAACCAAAACAGCCGACAAAGACGAGACAGAAUCCCUCGUCCCGCUCCUCAACCGCAUAAAACAGGCCCAUCCAGAAGCAAACGCCGUCUCUGCAGGCGCCAUCCUCUCUACAUACCAGCGCACGCGAAUCGAGAAUGUCGCUAACCGUUUGGGAUUGACACCCCUCGCUUGGCUAUGGAUGUAUCCAUCCCUCCCCACACCCGCGGCCAGAUCGGCCGAUACUCUGGCAAUACGCCAGGCGGGGCUCUUGGAGGAUAUGGCAGCUGCUAGAUGCGAUGCUCGUAUUCUCAAGGUCGCCUCCGGUGGUCUGGACGAGGGCUUCUUGUGGGAGAAUGUGUCUGGUGGCGGGAGUGGCGGCCGUAUGAUGCGAAGGUAUCUUGUUAAGGCUAUGAGUCGGUUUGCGGCUGCAGAUGAUAUCCGCGGUGCGGUGUUGGGUGAGGGUGGGGAGUAUGAGACGCUUGCGCUGGAUGGGCCUGGUUUCCUGUGGAAGCAGAGGAUUGAAGUCGGUAGUCGGGAGGAGAAGGUCGGGGAGGGGGGUGUUGCUUUUGUUAGGUUGAGGGGUGCGAGGUGUACGGCUAAGAGUGCGUGGGAGAUUAGCGAUGGGAUUGCGCCGAGUGAUAUAAGGAGGCCCGGGAUGUUAGAUGCAGUCUUUGAGGGUGUCUUGGGAUCCGCAUUGGAUGUUUCUGGGUCGCUUGAUGAUUCGAAAUCGCGGGCGAUGACCAGUACUGCUCGGUCGCCGGAUUGGCCUGUCUGUGAACCGGUGCAUCGGCUGUCUGGUUCUACGUGGACUAUUUCGAAUAUUGUUGCACCUGAGGCUGGUCCCGGGGCAGGAGCGCAGAUGAGAGGGAUUGCAGACAAGGUCGAGCGCGUGCUCAGGUCCUUUGCUCACCCUAAGUCGGGUACCCGAUCAACAGACGACAUUGUUUUCGCUACGGUGCUGCUAGAUUCAAUGACCGACUUUGGAUCAAUGAAUGAUAUCUACGUCUCGCUAUUCAAGAAACCCAAUCCUCCUGCGCGAGUUACAGUGGCAUGUGGAGACCGACUCCCGUCCAAUGUCAAGGUGAUGGUCACAUUCGUUGUUGAUCUGGGUGCGAGGGACCGGCGCCAGGGCCUGCAUGUUCAAUCCAGGUCGUACUGGGCUCCCGCAAAUAUUGGACCAUAUUCCCAAGCGUUGUCAGUUCCGCUGCAGAAUGUUAGCAGACUCGUGUACAUUGCUGGCCAGAUUCCUUUAGAUCCUGGUUCUAUGGACUUGGCGCAAGUGGAGGGGUCAGGUUCAUGGAUUGAAAACUACCGGCUUCGAGCUGUACUGGCCCUCCAGCACCUCUGGAGAAUUGGCGAAGCCAUGCAGGUAAACUGGUGGCUCGGUGCGGUGGCCUUCUUGGCUCGCGGAGAGCACGCUAAUACCCAGGCGCAAGUGGCAUGGCGCCUCUGGGAAAGAAUGCAUGCUUUGCCUGACAAUGAAGACGAGGAUGAUGACGAUGGCCCGCAGCUGGAUGCGUGGGAUAUCAAAUAUGGACGUCGCACAGAGGAGCUAAAUGAUCACCCUGUGCCGAGUCUGCCCAAGUUUACUGUUCUUGUUGAGUCUCACACAUCCAUCCCACCAUUCUUGGCUGUCCAAGUGGAUGAACUGCCACGAGGAAGUGAUAUUGAAUGGCAAGGACUGGGAGGCCGAUGUGAGCAGGUCAAGUUGGACAUAAAAGGAGGGACAUCUGCCACCACCAUGGACAGCCAAUACAAGUAUAUCAAUAUCGAGAUCGACGCGGAAGAACAAGAAGCGACGCCUCGCACCAGCACACCUCUCAGCCUCGAAGCGUUCGCCGAAGACCUCCGAUUAUUCAAUCGCUCCCCCCAUCCAUACCACAGAAGCAGGCGCCUCGGAUCAAGCACUCCCUCCGAACACGGCGACCGUCUCCAACCGCUCACCUCCUACUCAAGGUCCUCGCGAACAACCAGCGACAGUGGCACAGAGGCAGACGAUGAAAGUACCGGUAUAUUAAGGGGGUUACCUGCCCCGCCGCUCCACCCUCGAAAAGGCCUACGAUCUGGUCCCACUGACCUCGAUGACUGGCUGCCGAGCUUGCAACCGUGGCCGUCAUUUGUGCGGCCUAACCUGCGGACAUCCCGGCGCAGCUCAGAGGAGGAGCUCGAGGAAGAGGCCUUUGAGGAGAGACUGAGGUUCAGACGCCAGAGACGGGUUGAGGUCCUCCGCCGAUUGUUGGAGGCCGCGCUUCUGCUGUCUGUGGGUGGUGUGGUCUUGUACCAAGAUGGGGUGCGCUCUUUAGCUUGGGAAUGGCGAAAGGAGCUUGCUGCUCAUGGUCUCGUGGUCUUGGGUCUCUAUGCCGCCUAUCCGCUCGUUGUUCGUGCAUCACAGGGCCGAAGCUGGCGUAUCUGGCGCAUCUGGUCUACGAAACGGACAUACUUCUCAAUACCCUCGAGCUUCGAUCCGGCUCCCCUUCUAUAUCCGAUCCUUAUUCCGAUAUUUGUUUCGUUGUCGUUAUCCAACCAUAUCCCGCCACUUAUCAUGCCUAAUAUCGUCCUCAGCUUGUCCUCUUUACCAACGCCUGUUAUACCGUUCCAGAACCGGACCAAUGGAUUCAAUACUCUCCAUUGGAUGAUUUCUAUGAUUCCCAUUCUCGUUGCCGAGCAUUUCUCCUUGGACCAUACAGUGCCCAAACCAUUGACGCUCCGCGGGCUCGACGCGGAAUCUUUAAUACUUCUUUUCCCUUUGCAUCAAGCGUUGAUACCCACUUUAGACUUUUUGUUGACGACCAGCAUUCUUCCCGCUGAGCUGCAGCUUUUGACAACAGCUUUGAUCAACUUGUACUUGUUUGCGGCCUCUCCCCAGAUGGAGAUACUCAAAGCCCUGUUAUGGCUUGGAGGCAUGUGUUUGUUUGCUUCUUGUCGACAUAUACUGCGUUGGGAGGUUUCUUUGGCCAGAAUUCCUAGCUGGAAAUUCCGCCGUGCCCCGCAUGUUUCGCAAUCUCCCCGCAAAUUCUUGAACAUGAUCGACCAUCGACUUUGUGAGAAGUUGAGUAGAACGGGGCACGUCCCAUCGGACGAUGCUUCGUCGGACAGUGAUGGGCCCAAUGGGUUCUCAUUCUCAAGGCCGCGCAAGACCAAGACCAUGAGGGAGAGUCGCUCUUCCCGCCCGCCGGUAGAGCCGGCAUCUGCAGUUGAUAAGGUCACGACGGAAGAGAUUUUUGAACAGCAUGCUCGCGCUGUGCAUCGACGACGCCAUACCAUAUCUACAUUCGAUGAAGCUGUUCGAGAGGAACGUGUGCGCACUACCCCUGGUGGUAGACGCAAGAAAAUGAUGGGUCCUGCUCUGGCCUCCUUCCUCUCGCUCACUUCAGCCCAAGCGCAGGUCCGCAAAUGGCUGUUUGCCUUUUACAUCUAUGUUUUGACCCUCAUUAUCAUUCUUGGACCUAUCCGAAAGUAUGUGGCAGAGCGCGCACUGCAAGGCCAGGAUCCGUUUGGAUGGGCUAUAGGCUACUUGUUGGGAAAUUUCUCGAAGAUUCGCUUUUGGGUCCUUAUGUUGAACCUUGAGUACUGGAUUGAACUUCCACCCCGCCCUGAUAUAGAUAUUAUGAGUGCCUCCUGCUUCCUUGGAUCGAUCGAACACAUUCGCCAGGUUACCUUUGGGCCUGCCAUCACCCGUCUACUACUCAGUGGUUAUUGUGUAUUGGUACUGCUGACGGGCCUAGCUAUUGUGGUUAAGCUCACCUCUGUUGCCGAAGUUGAUACGCGCCGCAAGAUUUUCCACGGCAUGAUGGUGGUCAUGUUCCUUCCUGCUAUAUUUGUGGAUCCAGCCUUCUGCGCCAUGGCGCUAGCCUUGGUCCUCUCCAUCUUUCUUCUAUUGGACCUGUUCCGCGCCUCUCAACUACCUCCUAUUUCGCGGCCACUCACCUAUUUCCUGGCACCGUAUGUUGACGGCCGUGAUCACCGUGGCCCGGUCAUCAUUUCACACAUUUUCUUGUUAAUUGGAUGUUCAAUACCCCUUUGGUUGUCACUUUCCGAUCUUCCUCGGACGGGCCUGGGCCCUUGGGCUGGUUGGGAGAUUCCGUCACGCGAUGUGAGCAUGGCGAGCGGAGUCAUCUGUGUUGGCAUGGGCGACGCGGCCGCAUCCCUCGUUGGCCGACGGUACGGUCGACUGAAAUGGUUCUGGGGUGGCGGCAAAUCACUUGAAGGCAGCAUCGCCUUUGUAGUAGCGGUGACCUGCGGGCUGAUCGCGGUUCGUGCCUGGUUGGUGCUCGGUGGCUGGCCUGUGUCUGGGGUCGAAUCAACGGAAGGCGUAGCCUUCUCCGCUCACUUCUGGGCCUGGACUUUAGUCAAGGCGGUUUUGGCGGCAGCCGGAACGAGCGCCACCGAGGCGAUCCUUACUGGUUGUAAUGACAACGUCGUGGUCCCAGUGGUGUUAUGGCUGCUCGUGCGGGGUCUUGGCGUUUGA